Messenger RNA from Drosophila miranda, 3173 nucleotides. RefSeq lists its product as uncharacterized. NCBI's taxonomy places the organism in Eukaryota, Metazoa, Arthropoda, Insecta, Diptera, Drosophilidae. The record is from RefSeq and is a predicted model, not a curated record. The transcript is spliced from 7 exons. Bases 895 to 2196 code for a protein of 433 amino acids.
UCGAGGUUCAAGAUACUCUGAGUCCAAGUUGAGCGCUUUCGACGUUCGCAACGCAUUUCCGCGCGACGACACCGAAGCUUGCUGAAAUUUUGUCGCAUCUCGCAAAAAGUUUCGUCGAAUCUUUCGAAUUUUCGUCGAAUUUGUACGCAAAAAGAAAAUCUUAGCAACAUCUAAAACAUUCUAAAAAGAAAUAAGUCCGAAUUUUUUGUUAAUUGUAUUUUUCUGUAUGUAUUGUGUGUGCGUGUGUGUGUGUGUGGCGUGUCAUUGAGAUUUUUUAUUUGUGCAACAACAACAAAAGUGCCUGCAACUGAGAUACAAAUGAAAUACAAAUAUUUAUGCUCGUAAAACGCAUCUAAAAUUCUAUCAAGUGCCAAAGAGAAAACCUUUUUCACACAACAAAAUCUAAAUAAAUAUAUAACCAAGUAAAACACAAAAAAAAAAAGAAAAACAACAAAAAAAAAAAGGGAAAAUCCAUAGGUUUAAUAAUAGAAUAUUCAAAUUUUGAUUGGUAUUCAAAAAUGCACAACUAAAUGAAAAUAGAAUAGAAUACAUGAACAACCGAAAAGUUGUGUGCAUUUGUUCUCGGUGACCAUCGUAGCCGUAUCCGUAUCUUUUCCUGUGUUCUGUGGCACUCACUCUCUGUGUGGAUUCUCGCUGUGACGCCUGCGCAGCAAGCAGCAAGUGGCAAGCAGCCAGAGUCGGCCCGGAGUGAAAUAAUUCUAAUUGGAUACCAAAACGGACACACAGGACAGGAAACGGAAGUUGGCUGCCAUUUGCAGAGCCACUUGGCCAAGAACCUGUCCAUGGAUUUAUGAGAGUGUGCAGCAGAGAGCCGAUCCAUGAGGAGAUCCGUCUGAGGCCACGUCUUCUCUCCGCUUGAGGCGUACAUAUAAAAUGUUUCAACGUCUGCCCGCUGCUGGCGGCGCGGACAUUUACCAGGAUGCUGCUGCUGCCGCUGCCGCCGCUGCCGGCACCACCACGAUGCGCUCCGUGUUCCCCAAUUCCCGCUUGGACUCGCUGGCGGAGAGCCAGCUGCCGGCGCCGCCACCAAUGCCGCCAACGCCCCAGCCAGAUGGAGUCGGAUCCAUCGCUGGUGGGGCUGGGACCGGGGCCGGGGCCGGGGCCGGGGCUGGGGCUGGUGGAUACAAUCCCUUAGACGACGACUGGUGGGCCAACGCCAUCGAGGUGGACACCUUCGACUCCCCGCUGGCGUUCGAUGCCAGCGAGAAUGGUCUGUGGAAUGGACACUUUGUGCCGCCACCGCCGCGUCCUCCGUUUCUGGAUGAAAGCGUAGCCGCUGAUGGCUUGACCACCUGUGAUCUAUGCACGUGGGCAUGGCAGCGGAAUGCCUACUCACUGGAUGGUUCGAUCGAUAAAGCUGGCGAACUUGGAUGGGCAUUCACCCUAAUCAUAGUUUCAAUCAUAUCGGCUCUUAUAGGUGCUAUUGUAAUGGUCAUAGUUCUAAGAUGUAGAAGAAUUAAAUCAGCGAAUGCCAAUGGUGGCCGCCCGCAGCCCUGGUGGUGUCGCAACAACAGGAAUGGCGGCCAGAAUCGAUCGCCCAUCUCCAUAAAGCACUCGGCGGACAGCAUCCGGCGGCCCACAAGCAACUCUGGCGUUUGGACCUGGCUCGGCGGCAGUCGACGCUCUUCCGCUGGCCCCGACCAGAUCGGGCCGCCAUCCACAUCCCCGGCGGAGAACCACUAUACCCACAUGGAUGAUGCCUACAGUCCGGUGGGCGUCAGCGAGGCCCUCUACGCGGAGCUCGACCGGGAGUCGGUGCGCUCCGCAAAUCCCUCGUACCAGAAUACCGCCUACAGUCAGUGUGGUGAGAAGUACAAUUUCCAGGGACACGAACAGGACAUUCCCAUGGUCGUCUCAUCGGCACCGAGCAGUGCCUACUACUCGGAUCUGUCGGUGACGGCCAUGCCCGGCGGCGGUGGCGGGCCAAGUGGCAGCAAUCAGGGGGCCUACGAAAUCGUUGGACUGAACGUGAUGUCACAGCCGCUGCCAAAUUGGGAUCACCAUGGCGGUGGGGCGAAUGCGGGCGGAGGAGGUGGCAUUGCCACCACGGGAUUGAUGCCAGGAGAUGCGGUAGCAGCGGCGGCGGUGGCAGCGGCCAUGACACAGCGCCGAGCGCCACGAUUGGCGGCCAUCAACGAGACGAGCACCAGUACAGUGCCCUCGGAUUAUGUCUAAAAGAAGAGAGAGAAGAGAUUGGAGGAUGUGAAGGAGUGAAGGAAAUGAAUGUGAAAUUGUUCAGCGAGCUUAAAAAUGUUAAUAGCAUAUAGGAAUACCGUUAUACACACCCCAUAGCUUGUAAGAGUAUAAACGAUUUAUAUAAGAUUUAUCUAUGGAUACGAUACCAUCUAUCAUCUACCAUUUACCAUUUACCACUUAGUGCUUAGGAGACGACGACUUGUGUCUUUUGGUUUAUAUAUGAUAUGAUAUGAUAUGAUAUGAUAUGAUAUGAUAUAGGGGAUAUAUUUAUAUGAAUAUACAAGGCAAGAAUGUAUUAUAUAUCUAGUGUUUAUAUAGUCUAUAAGCAACGAUUUAAUCGUGGGUGAUAUUUAGCCUAUAAUAUGCUAUAUUCUUAUGUUCUAUAUGUACUUUAAAGCAUUUUCUAAAAAUGUCAACAUUUUUUCAAUAGCCUUAAGGACGAACGAUGAAGCGAAAAUAGAAGACAGAAGCAAACCGUAUUUCCCCCCAAAAACAUAUACAUAUAUAUAAACGAUAUAUACCAUAUACGAAUACAAAUACGAACACAACAAUAUUUAUAUACACACACACACAACAUAUUUACAGCAAGAAAUACAACCAUUUAGCUCACAGCAAAAAGCAGAUACAGAUCCAGAUGCAGAUGCAGAUAUAUCUAUCUACCUAUCUAUCUAUAAAGAAACAUAUUUACAACGAUUUUAAUGCAACAGAUUUCACAAUAUUUACGCAGUCGUGGGGGAAAUGUGGCAGCAGCAGCAGCUGCAGCACAGUGGCACACACAUCAUAUCAUUUACCACAAUAUUCAAUAUACUAUAUAGCUAUCUAUAUACCGAUAUACACACAGAUCACGAAUCAGAGACUCACCUUUAGCAGAGGUCGCGACGUAUUGUAUUUUAGUUUUUACGAAUAGUAGCUCUCCUCUAAUUUAAAAACAAAAUAAAACACACGCAUUUCCUGUC